UGUUCCUUCGCUCCUCACACCCUCUCCGCCGCUCAUCUCCUCUCUGCCGCCGCCGGCACCCAUCGCACUCGCUGCCGGCUUCUUCUGUGCGCUGCCUACGCCGUUGCCUGCGACUCGCGCACUUCUGCGCCAGCUCGAGCUUGUCUUGGGACGCGUCGCGCUUGGUUGGCGCGCUCACGUUCCGGAGCUCCACCUCCUCGCGGCCGCCCGCCAGUGCGAUCGUCUGUGCCGUCGGCCUUCGACGCUUGCUCCACGCACAUGACCGUCUCGCCGCCGCGCUCGUCGGCGCGCCGACCCUAUCCCUCGAGCCCAGACCCCGCAGCGCCCAUGCCGGCCGCCGAGGCCAUGCCCAGCGGCAGCGGCAGCAGUAGCAGCACGUCUGGCAGCAGCCGGCCUCUGCCUGGCGGUGCCUCAGGCAGCAGCAGUGCGACGCUCCCGGUACUGGCACAGCUGCAGCAGCUCGAGCAUGCCGGCAGCAGCAGCGGCGGCAGCGGCGGCACUGCCGGCGCCUCCUUCAAGCGUGCACGCACCGCCAGUCCUGCGACAGACGACGCCAGCAGCAGCGAGCCCGACGUAGAGCGCCGCACCACCUUCGGCCGCGCCUACUCCGAGUCGUCUGAGUCGGUCGCAGACGGCGAUGCUGCGGCAGCAGCGCCUGGGCAGAGCCAAGCCUCGGCACUGCCCACGCCGCUGCGCCUCAGCUUCGCGCAGCAGAGCCUCGACAACUCUGCAGCGGCCGAGGCGCCCGCCGCUGACGCCAGCAUGGCCGAUGCAUACAAAUCCAUCUCCGCGGAGCCGCCAAGCUUUGGCGCAAGUGCUGCGCCGGGCAGCUUGGGCGCGCUGCCCUCGUACAGCGACGCCAUGCAGCAGUCUGUCAGCUGCCACACGCCCGGCUCGCUCACGCCUGCGCUGCCCGACGGCUCGGCUGAUGGCGCAGGCGUCGCACCUGGUCUGAGUCCCGAGCUGGCGGCACGUAUCAAGGCGCUGUGCAACGAGCCGCUGGCGCUGGACCAGCGCUGGUACGUCGUCUCUGCUCGCUGGUACGCCGCCUUCGAGAAGGCCUGUGCGGCCGCUGGCGAAGGCUCUGCCGACGCGAAGAAGCUCACGGACGAGGUCGACAUCGCUGCACCCGGGCCCAUCUCGUCGCUGGAUCUGCAGGACGACCGAGCGCAGCUGCGCCUGAACCUCGUCGAGGACGAAGACUUUGUGCUGCUGCCUGAAGUGGCCUACGCAAGCCUCAGCAUUCAACUCGGCGAGAAGCAGCCUGAAAUUGUGCGCAGCGUCAUCAAGGGCUUUGGCGGCGAGCUGCGAGUCGAGCUCUACCCGCCGAGCUUCCGCCUCUACCAGCUGCCGAAGCCGAACAGCGGCCCCGAUGCGCCAGUGCGGGCGCCCGUGCGCGCCGACUUCUCCAUCACCACGCCCAUCAACGCUCUCAAGUUCGCAGCGAAGCGUACUCUGCUCCUCGACGAGAGUAUCGCGGACGCAGACGUACGCUUCUGGCGUUUGCCAGCUGAUGACUCCGUGGGCAACGGCUUCCUGCCGCUGCCUCUCGGUGCCGACGUGCUUGUGCAUGACGCUGUGGAGCUCAUCAAGUGCGGCGAAGACGAUGGCGUGAAGCGGAGAGACACGCUGCGCGAGCUGCAGCUGGACGAGCCCGUCAUUCACCUCGCGGUCGAGCGUCGGGGCCCGAGCGGUUGGCUCUACGACCAGAGCGGCCGCGCGGCUCUCCCUUCCGUCAAAGGCAUCUUCGCCCAGGCUCCCGGCGGAGACUACCUCGCCUCACGCUUCCAGAGCACGACGGCUCCGCCGCCGCCGCCCAGGCCUCUCAUGUCCAACGUCAACACACUCGGCUCCGCGAGCGGCUCAGGUCAGAGUGCCUUUGGCGCAGGGCGCGUAACGCGCUCGCAGACGAGCCAGGAGCGCCACUCGGGCCCGCGCGGCCUUACCGGCCUGUACAACCUCGGCAACACGUGCUUCAUGGCGAGCGCGCUGCAGUGCCUCUCGAACACCGUCGAGCUGCGCCAGUACUUCGUGACGGGCGUGUACCGCGGCGAGAUCAACGCCGACAACCCGCUCGGCAUGGGCGGCCAGGUCGCGAUGCGCUUCGGCGAGCUGCUUGAGAAGCUCUGGGCCGGCGGCAAUGGUGCCGUGCAUCCGCGCGAGUUCAAGCAGACGCUCUCGCGCUUCGCGCCGCAGUUCUCCGGCUAUGCGCAGCAGGACACGCAGGAGCUGCUUGCCUUCCUGCUCGACGGCCUGCACGAAGACCUGAACCGCAUCCGCAAGAAGCCGUACGUCGAGGCGCCGGACUGGGAGGGCGGCGACGAGCGUGAGAUGGUCGCGUUCGCCAAGCGCCAGUGGGAGAUCUACAAGAUGCGCAACGACUCCGUCAUUGUCGAUCUGUUCCAGGGCCAGUACCGCAGCACGCUCGUGUGCCCCGAGUGCGACAAGGUGUCGGUCAAGUUUGACCCCUUCAUGUACCUCACGCUGCCCGUGCCCAACCGCAAGAAGAUCUCGCGCAAGGUGCACGUGCAGCCCGCGGAUCCGACGCGCCCAACUUACGAGCUCGAGGUCGGCGGCUCGGCAGAGACCACGUACGCGCAGGCGAAGGAGCGGAUCGGAGGCUGGCUCGAUAUCGACCCAAAGAGGUUUGCACCUGCCUGCGAUAUCUUCAGCGGACAGAUCUACGCGGCAAUUCCGGACUACGAGGCGCUGGCAAGCAUCGCCCAGAACGACUACAUCUGCCUUUACGAGCUGGAGGGCGAGUACACGCCUCCAACUGCCGAGGUCAUGCGCGACCACGGCGGCGAGGACGGCAAGCCGCCAGUCGAGGAGUACGCAACGCUGCCGGUGUUCAGCGUGCUUGGCAAGGACUACGGUCGCAAGGACACCAUCGGCGUGCCGUUCUUCAUUUCCGUACCUCGUGCCCACGUGAGCGACGAGGCCUACAUUCGCGAUGUGCUCAUCUCCAAGUUCAUGCGGCACGCCACCAGCGAGGGCGCAGAGAUCCUCGAGGAGUACCGCACGAGCAGCUCGGCCGCUGCAGCCGGUCAGCAGCAAGAGCAGGCCGCGCCGCCGGCCGGUGACUGGGAGAUGGUUGACGCUGAUGCGGCGCCGCACGCGACUCCACCGCAAGCCGACCCGAGUGUCGCCGAUCUUCCCUCGAGCGAGGAGAGCACGCCGCCUGUGCCUGGCUCCUUUGACGCAAGUGGCAGCGCAAACCAAGCUCCCUCACGGGAUGCGAACGGCUUCGACGGCGCCCAGGCGAUUGCCGAGGACGCCAAUGCGGUGUCGGCCUUCCAGCCGCUGGAGAACGCGUCGCAGCCGCGGCGUCAGAAAGCACUCUUCACCGUCUCGUUCACAGCGCGGCGUGAGCGCGAUUCAACCUUCCCUCGGAGUGGCGACAACGUCGGCGAGCCUCUCGCGGAGCGCAGCGCAAGACGUCAAGCGGCUCUGUCUUCCGCUGCUGGCACCGCGUCGCCUCCGCAAGAUGCAGACGAGACGAUCAUGGCUGACGCCGCCGGAGCGGAGCCGUGGCCGCUGGUGUACACUGGCGGAGCCCUGGUCUGCACAUGGUCGCACAACGCAAGCACUGCUGUGUUUGGGUCCGACAUUCCGACCAAGCACCCAUGGGGCGCGAGCGAGAAGGUCGUCGAUCCCGACCUCGUGCGCGAGCGCGAAGAUGCAGCAAACCGCGGCGCGGGCUACCGCGCUCCGCAGCUCUCAAUCGACGACUGCCUGGACGAGUUCACAAAGGAGGAGAAGCUCGGCGCCGACGACCCGUGGUACUGCCCGACGUGCAAGGAGUUCCGGCAGGCGACCAAGAAGUUCGAUCUCUGGAAGGCGCCCGACAUCCUCGUCGUGCACCUGAAGCGCUUCAGCGGCGGGCGCAUGCAGUCGCGCGACAAGAUCGAAGACCUCAUCGACUUCCCGAUCGAGGGCCUCGACCUGACGCGCCGUGUCGAGGGCGCCAAGGCCGUCGCCAACCUGCAGGCGCGCGGCGAGGAGGUGCCGUCGGUCUUCAACCUGGCUGACUCCGUCGGCAGCGUCGCAAGCGACCUCAAUGACGACGCCGUGGCUGCCGAUGCACCGAUCUACGAUCUGUACGCCGUCGACAACCACUUUGGCGGCCUCGGCGGCGGCCACUACACGGCCUUUGCCAAGAACGCCGAGGACGGCCUCUGGCACAACUACGACGACUCGAGCGUCAGCCUGGUCGCCGAGCCCGAGCGCGUCAAGACCAAGGCGGCCUAUCUGCUCUUCUACCGCCGCCGCACUACCCGGCCGAUCGGCGGCAAGUCGCGCGAGAAGACGGACGUGGCCGUCAGCCGCGGCAGCACGGCCACGCUCAAUGAGGCCUCGAGCGACGAGGCCUACACGCCCUUCUCGAGCGGCACCGACGCGACGAUGCGCGACGUGCGCGGCGCGACGCCGGCGCCCUUUGCGACGAUGCCCUCGUCGCUGUACGUCUCGAGCGGUCCGAACGACGGCCUCUACCCCGACGACGAGUACGACCUAUACGGCCCGGCGCAGCCACCGACGCCGGCGGCCUACGACUCUGACGCACCCGGCGAUGCCAGCCGCGUGCCCUGGGCGGCGAGCACGUUUGCGCCGCGUCGCAACUCGCAGGCCAGCACCGCCAGCGCCGAGGCAGCGUACGACUCUUCGCCCGGCUCGCCGAACAUCGACUCAAGCCGGCGCUCGAGCUUUGACUCCCGGCCGCACGGUCCCGGUCCCAGCCUGGACGACGAGGAAUUUGAGGUGGAGUCUGACUGAAGCAGUCUGCCUGCAGACGUGCAUCGUCGCCAGCAGCUCCUCGCCGUCUGCUCCCGCUCUGACUAGGUACGCCGCGCCGCAUCGCUCGACGAGAGCCGCACACACCACACCAGCAUGCCACCCCAUGACAUGGCGCAAUACCACAUCUAGAGGAGACCGCUGUCACCGCGAGCCUGUCUGCUGAACCUCGGCUGGCAUGAGGCUUGCUGCGCGCUUGGAUUUGAUGUCAUUAGAGGUUCGUCAAUGCGUGCGAGUGGCAGGGGUGCGCGUCCCUGCGGGUGAUGCCCUCGUGGCAUGAGGCACCGGCGCUCAGCGCUUGCCGGCCUUGAUCUUCUCGAGCUCGAGCUUCC
Molecule: messenger RNA, 5123 nt
Organism: Tilletiopsis washingtonensis
Lineage: Eukaryota; Fungi; Basidiomycota; Exobasidiomycetes; Entylomatales
Product: cysteine proteinase
Exons: 5
Coding region: 259-4773 (1504 amino acids)
Biological process (GO): protein deubiquitination
Molecular function (GO): cysteine-type deubiquitinase activity
Source: RefSeq, a predicted model, not a curated record